CCGGAGAGAGAUUCUGAUUGCUGGAGUAGGAAAGAUUUAUUUUCGUUUCUUUGAAAAUUUUGACAUUUCUCUUUCGUUCCGACCGGGGACGCAGAUUCAGAAGCGAGACCUGCGAGGUCAAGCUGUGGGGUUUUGAUUUCUCAAGCGGCGCUGCUUGCUUGCUGUCGUUUCCUUCUCCCGAUGGGCGAUGACCAAUCGCCGACCUUAAUGGCUAACAGAGACAGAGAUCGGGAGCUUCUCAUCCCGGUGGCCGGUUCCGGCGACGACGGUGCCGGUUCCAAGCCUUCUCCCUCCUCCUCCACUCAUCAUGCUGGCCGCGAGACGUUCUACAAAGUUGUUCGGAGCUGGGCGUCUAAAAAGUUCAUGACUGGAUGUGUCAUUCUCUUUCCAAUUGCAAUAACCUUCUAUAUAACAUGGUGGUUUGUUCAUUUCGUGGAUGGAUUUUUUUCUCCUAUCUAUGCUCAACUUGGAAUCGAUAUUUUUGGUCUUGGAUUCAUAACUUCCAUAACUUUCAUCUUCUUGGUCGGGAUUUUCAUGUCAUCAUGGUUGGGUGCAUCUGUCCUGGGCCUUGGGGAGUGGUUUAUCAAGCGAAUGCCACUUGUACGACAUAUUUAUAAUGCCUCCAAACAAAUUAGUGCUGCUAUUUCACCAGACCAAAAUACACAAGCCUUCAAAGAAGUAGCAAUCAUUCGGCAUCCUCGAGUUGGUGAAUAUGCAUUUGGAUUCAUCACCUCAUCUGUUGUCCUUCAGAGCUAUUCAGGAGAUGAGGAGCUAUGCUGUGUCUAUGUUCCCACGAACCAUCUUUAUAUUGGUGAUAUAUUUCUUGUCAACACCCGUGAUGUCAUUAGACCAAACUUAUCCGUCCGUGAAGGAAUUGAAAUUGUUGUUUCUGGAGGGAUGUCAAUGCCACAGAUUCUGUCGACGAUCGAUUCUCGCGUGGUAAUUACUACAAAUGAUAGAAGUAGACCUGACAGAAGCUGAUGCUAGACUUGGUUGUGGUUCUUCUGCUACGUUCGUUCGUUCCAUAUGGAGCCAUCAGAUUGGCCAUAAUGCACUCCAGCAUGCAUUUGGAAUGCAAAUUUGAAUUUGGUGGUUUAUGAGAAAGUGUUUCAGAUUCUGAUGGCACUUGUAACAUUCUUUCCUAUGUAAUAUAAUGUAGAAUUUAUUAGGCGUUUGCUUUGGAAGUCUUGUUUCAGAAUGGCGCCCUUUGCCUUGCCUACUCCUAUCGAAGAAAUUGCGUUAGCUUGUUUUAUCAUUUUUGGUUUUUUUUUAAGUUGAGACAAAUCUUUUUUUAUCUUAAAAAUGUAGUUAAUGAGUUGCGUUAAUAUGAGACUCGGCACGGUGUAGAGAAAUUGGGUUUGACGAAAA
Messenger RNA from Neltuma alba, 1368 nucleotides. RefSeq names its product protein LIKE COV 1-like. The transcript has 7 exons. Lineage: Eukaryota; Viridiplantae; Streptophyta; Magnoliopsida; Fabales; Fabaceae. Bases 181 to 981 code for a protein of 266 amino acids. The record is from RefSeq and is a predicted model, not a curated record. Gene Ontology annotation, cellular component: Golgi apparatus. Gene Ontology annotation, biological process: stem vascular tissue pattern formation.